This is a messenger RNA of Cyprinus carpio (common carp), 2028 nucleotides long. RefSeq names its product solute carrier family 33 member 2-like. The record is from RefSeq and is a predicted model, not a curated record. Gene Ontology annotation, biological process: transmembrane transport. Gene Ontology annotation, cellular component: membrane. Gene Ontology annotation, molecular function: transmembrane transporter activity. Lineage: Eukaryota; Metazoa; Chordata; Actinopteri; Cypriniformes; Cyprinidae.
UAGUCCUCAAAAAUCUUUUAUCAUUUCAUGUCUCUUGUGCAGUCUCAGUGCCUGUUGAGAAGGUAUUUACGAUGUGAAAAUGUGUAUUUUUAAGCGAACAAUGCUUGCAAUGUUUUAAAAAAAAUAAUUGUAAAAGUAAAUGGUAUCAUAAUUACCAUUUGAUUCAAGCAAAAGCUAUAUUUCUUUUGAAUAAAGGUGCCUUUAUCAAGGAAAUCGUUUGAUAGCUCCAAAAAUUACCAUGCAAGGCGGUUUAUAAACUAAAAUCUGCAGUAGGCUUUAUAGAAACUAUUACCACAAAGAAUUGAGGAUGACAAAUUACGACUUAGACUGUGUGUCAGAAACGUGUUCGGCUGGAACAAUGGCAGUGGUAGGAGAAGAGAUAGAAGAGAGAAAGUUUGAGACGGGAGGGCGCGAUUUCUUACUCACAUUCUUACUGUCAUACGCUGCAGUACCGCUGUAAUGACGGGUGGCGCUGUUGAUUUAGUGGCUGUGAGCGCUCAGGAGCACUAUGCUGAAUGGUUGAAAGAGUGCGUUACGUCAAGCGCUCCCGCGGAAGUAGCGAGGGUUGGAAAAUAGAGGUUAUGCUGCAUCGAGCACAGCGGGUGAAGGAGACGUUUGCCUGUAAAUACAAAUACAGCCAUGAGCUGAGGCUCCCCAAACCUGCCUUUCUCAAUGAUGAACGACAAACUGGUGUUCCUGGGUCUCCUUUAUUUCAUCCAGGGCAUUCCGUAUGGCCUGCAGUCGUCUUUGCUCCCGGUGUACCUGCGUGGUGCCGGCCACUCCCUCACCCGCAUCAGCCUCACCAAAAUCCUCUAUUUCCCCUGGGUGCUCAAGGUACUCUGGGCCCCUCUGGUGGACCGAACUUGUACCAAGCGCUGCUGGUUAGUGGGCACAGUGGCUGGUCUGGCCCUCACGUGUUUGGUGAGCGCUACCAUGUCACCUGAUGUUCAGUACAUGGGGGUAGCGGGCUCCCUGCUCUCUAUGAACAUGCUGGCAUCGGUGCAGGACAUUGCGGCGGACGGGGCGGCUGUGCGGCUGCUCAGGGGUCAGGGGGAGCUGGGUCUAGGAAACACCGUGCAGGUGGUGGGGUAUAAAGCUGGGUCUGUGUUUGCUGGAGGGGGGCUCCUGGCUGUGAUUGAUGUUGCAGGCUGGGGCUGGAUGUUCACACUGCUGGCCUGCGUGUACGGUGGUGUUGCUCUGUUCGUGUGGGGUGCCCCAGUGUUGGAUGGAGAGCCUCCGCGGGGACAGGGAGAAGGGCGGAGAGGGUCAAAGGAUGUGAUGCAGCCAUGGAAGGUGUGGAGGACGCUCUUGUCUGUCCCAGGAACGCCAUGGACAAUGUUCUAUGUUCUCACUUACAAACUAGGAGAACAGGGGGCCAUCACCAUGUUUCCUCUCUUCCUGCUGGACCAUCACAUGACAGCCAGAGAGCUCGGGGUGUGGAACGGGGUGGUUGCCAUGGCAUUUUCCAUCUGCGGCUCAUCAAUCGGGGGCUUCUUGCUCUCUCAGUACAGUAUUGGCUUGCUGAUGAGACGUGUGUUUAUGAUGCGGACUGUCAGCAUGGUCUUCCAGAGCUCACUUCUCGUAGUGCUGGAGCCCUCGGCCUUGAUGAAAGGUAUGGCAGUGCUGAGUCUGAGUUUGCAGCAUUUCAUAGCUGGUCUCAUCACCACUCUGACUUUCACCACAAUGAUGAACUGCACACAGAGAGCUGAGGAGAGCAUACAGGCCACCCACUACAGUUUUCUGGCCACUCUGGAGGUCCUGGGGAAACUGAGUUUUAGUGCCCUGGCUGGAGGUAUGGUGGACACUGUGGGCUUUCCCAUAGCCUUCAUCCUUUUCCUCUUCCUCACCUCCAGCAGUGCCCUGCACGUGUGGAGGGCCACAGAGACUGGCAUCCUGAAGGAGCAGCUCAAAGAGCAGCCACAGUGACCAGAGUUAUGAGAGAGAGAGUGCUCUAUGUUAUACUUUGCAUAAGAUAUUGGUGACCAAAUAGCCAGUGAAAUUAAUAUGUUGUUUUUAUUUGUAUUUAUU